Humulus lupulus (European hop) is the source of this 1077-nucleotide messenger RNA. RefSeq names its product peroxiredoxin Q, chloroplastic. The record is from RefSeq and is a predicted model, not a curated record. Gene Ontology annotation, molecular function: thioredoxin peroxidase activity. Gene Ontology annotation, cellular component: cytoplasm; chloroplast thylakoid membrane. Gene Ontology annotation, biological process: cell redox homeostasis; cellular response to oxidative stress. The transcript is spliced from 4 exons. The coding region runs from base 207 to 848 and encodes 213 amino acids. NCBI's taxonomy places the organism in Eukaryota, Viridiplantae, Streptophyta, Magnoliopsida, Rosales, Cannabaceae.
CAAAAACAUGCUAGUGGGGAAGAGAGCAUGGGGUCAAAAAUCGUCCACACAAAAAAGCCAAUCUUAAAUCCCCAUCCAUCUUCUUCGUUCUUCCCUUAUCUUCCUCCAAACAUAAUCUGAUUAAAAUCCCAAACUGCUGUCUACUACUAAAACAAACAACGCUCUUCAAAUCAUCACUUGAUACUUCUUCUCUCUCACACAUUCUCAUGGCUUCACUUUCUCUUCCUAGGCACUCACUCCCUCCUGUGCUUCCUCCCCAAACUCGUAAAGACCUAUUUUCCCAAACCCUCAAAAUCUUCUCCAAAUCAUCUCACUCUCAGUUUUAUGGUACGAGGCUCUCCUAUUCUACUUCUACAACAAUCCCACUUUCAUCUUCCACCAAGAAUGUCGUUUUCGCCAAGGUGAAAAAGGGUUCGGCACCACCACCCUUUACCUUGAAAGAUCAGGAUGGAAAGAAUGUGAACCUUUCCAAAUUCAAAGGGAAACCUGUAAUUGUCUAUUUUUACCCUGCUGAUGAGACCCCCGGCUGCACUAAACAGGCUUGUGCAUUUAGGGAUUCUUAUGAGAAGUUUAAGAAAGCUGGAGCAGAGGUAAUCGGUAUAAGUGGUGAUGAUGUAAACUCACACAAGGCAUUCGCAAAGAAAUAUAAACUUCCUUACACAUUACUAGCCGAUGAAGGUAACAAGGUGAGAAAAGAAUGGGGUGUGCCAGGGGAUCUGUUUGGAACAUUGCCUGGGAGAGAGACAUACGUUCUUGACAAGAAUGGAGUUGUCCAACUCGUCUACAACAACCAGUUCCAACCUGAAAAGCACAUUGAUGAGACUCUCAAAAUACUUAAAAGCAUUUGAAUCCUCUUGUAUCGUCUUUUAGUUGUACAUCGUUUUGCCGUUGAUGAGACUCUCAAAAUACUUAAAAGCAUCUGAAUCCUUUUGUAUCAUCUUUUAGUUGUACAUCGUUUUACCAUUGAUGUAGACAAGUGCAUCAAUAUGUAUGAUUGAAUCUUAUCUUUUAAAGCUAGAGCUGUCAAUGUUUGAACCUUCCUUUAUAUUUGAAUAAAGACAAUCAUUUUCUGUUCAA